Messenger RNA from Tachysurus vachellii, 1093 nucleotides. Its product is annotated as sterile alpha motif domain-containing protein 3-like. The coding region runs from base 33 to 749 and encodes 238 amino acids. NCBI's taxonomy places the organism in Eukaryota, Metazoa, Chordata, Actinopteri, Siluriformes, Bagridae. The transcript is spliced from 4 exons. The record is from RefSeq and is a predicted model, not a curated record.
AGGAUGGAACACUUCUGUCAGUUCCCAGAGACAUGAAGAUUGACAUUCUAGCGCAACUUGCAGAAACUAUAUACUCAUACAAAGCCUAUCCUGUAAAUGAAGAGUUUGACAGUGUAGCAGCUGCCUUAAUUGAAAAACACCCCUGUCUCAAAGAGCCAAGCUCUGCAUCUGGAUGGUAUGGGUGGAAAAUUAGUUUGAAGUUUAAGAUGGGCAACUACAGACAAAAGCUGAGAGAUGCAGGUUGUCAGGAACUGAAAGUGACUUCUGAAAAGAGAGGUCUUGGGGAGACAAGAAGAAAGCGAAACAAAGUGAAGAAACCUAGACGGUGUGAAACUAAUUUUCUUCCAGAUCUACCUCAGGGCAAAGACCAGGAAAGUCUAGAUAAGGAAAGAGAGCAAAUAGCUGUGGAGAUGAAGAAGAGGACUACAGACAUCAGCUUUGUUGAUUCUGCUAUGAGCAGCACGUUUUCUUUGAGAAGACAAGAAGUCGUUGAGGAGGAGCCACCAGUGUCACAAAUGAAAGUUCGAUGGCCAGCACUUUUCACAGAGAGACAGUUGAGCGAAGAAUUCACCAGGCCAGUGUCAAAAGACAUGAGCAAAUCCUUUUUUGAAGGCCUAGAUCGUCAUCUCUCGAAGCCGAUACAGUUAUUCAGGUCAAAGCGUUAUGAGGACAUUCCAGAAAUGACGUCAAUACUGCAGAGCCUUCAUAAGGAUACAACAAAGCAAAAGAUGAGGACAGCAGAUUGCUAGGUCUGCCAUGGUACAUGCGAGAGACUCCUUCAAAAUUCAUGAAGAUAUGCGAGCCCAGUGACCGUGAAGAGGAUGUGAUCAAGGGUGUGGUGAUUGGAAUUCUUGUGGUUGUGGAAAAUGUGAUGGAACCUCUCCCAGCAUUCUACAAUGACGUUGCCCUGGUGAUUGAGGAAGAAGUGGUAAUGCGUCACCUCACUGACAUACCUAAUGCUUUUCUGAACCUGAUGGGCCUGGUGUACGCAUUAAAUCUUGACUACCCAAAGGAACUAAAAUUCACUUUUGAGGUGAUACAGCGGCUGUUUAUUGGAGUUGGAUCAGACUCUUGCACCGCAAGAGUUCACUCU